UUAAGAGUGAGUAUCUGUGACAGGUGCUCUCAAGAAACACCUAUACUCAGCUCUAGCUAAAAUAGUUCGAGGCCAGCAAUUAAAUCGAAGUUGAACCUACGAACAGUAUUAUUCUUAGAUAAUUGUUUACCUGAGGCAGUAAAAAUACCCCGCCAUCCGUCGUUUCUAUUCUGGCCCCACCCGUGCGAAUAGCUUCCUCCCUCGGACCAUUGUCACUUUCUCUCGUUCUCCUCCUUUGCGACGCCCAAGAUCCUGCCAAUGGUGCUCUAGAUCAACCAACCUCGACACAGAACCACGUACAAUUGAGCUUCUAUACUUUGCCAUUCUCCCACUCAGAACCACUGCCACGGACGAUCCCAACAACCAUGGAUCAGAUACCACUCAGCCACGAGCCCUCAGCGGGCGACACGAACAAGCAACUGACCGACGCCCUACCACAAGAAGUCGUGCAAUGCCUCGAGAACGCCCGAUUUCUCCACCUCGCAACCUGCACCGACAACAUCCCACACGUCUCCCUCAUGAACUAUACCUACCUCCCGUCGUCCCCCUACUCAACCACCCCCGUCAUAGUCAUGACCACCAACCCCUCAAGCAAGAAGAUGACCAACCUAGCCGCCAACCCCAACGUCUCCCUCCUCGUCCACGACUGGGUCUCCCACCGGCCCCCGACGACCCAGCACCGGCGCCUCUCAGGCGACAGCGGCAGCGGCGCCUCGCCGGCCCCGGAGCACCGGCCGAGCAGCCUGGCCUCGCUGCUGCUGAACCUCAACAACAGCGCCGUGUCCUCCAUCUCGGCCACCAUCAACGGCGCCGCCCACCUGUCCCCCGCCGGCUCCGCCGAGGAGUCCUUCUACCGCGACCGCCACCUCGAGAACAACACAUUCGACGCAGAGGGUCCCGUCUUUGGCGCGUCGCCCGCCGCCGCCGCCGCUGCUGGGGCCGGAGCCGGGGCCGGGGCCGGGGACUGGGCCCGGUUCGGGGGUGCGGGGGAGGGCGAGGUCAGGGUUAUUGUCGUGGGGAUCAGGGAUGUCAGGAUUAGCGAUUGGAAGGGGGCUGUGAGGGAUUGGGUGCUUGUGCCGGUCGAGGGGGAAGUAGAGGCAGGGAGCGGGCUGGUUAAUGGGGUCAGGUGAGUGUGGUAUGAGCCACGCGUGGAAUGCGUUAAGUUGGAAGAUCUUUUAAACCAGAGCAUGAAGGACCGUUUUUGCCAGUUAGGGGCUCUUGUAGACUAUGGAAGCCUCCAAACUUCACGUUUGGGUUUUGUCUAAGUACCAGAACAGCUCCCUGUCCUUCCCCAUAUUCCCGCCCUAAGUUUCCAUUCUACAAUUUAAUGUUCCUUUUGAAACCCGG
Molecule: messenger RNA, 1347 nt
Organism: Phialemonium atrogriseum
Lineage: Eukaryota; Fungi; Ascomycota; Sordariomycetes; Cephalothecales; Cephalothecaceae
Exons: 2
Coding region: 366-1130 (254 amino acids)
Cellular component (GO): nucleus; cytoplasm
Source: RefSeq, a predicted model, not a curated record